UGGACCGUAAGUCCAAUGGGCCAUGUACCCCCAAUUAAACUAGCAUAAAGAAAAAAGGUAAAACUUACUACACAAAACAAUAAUAAACUUUGCAUUACCAUAACUUUUGCACUAUUUUAAGUUAAAUACACCUCUUGGAAAUUCUCUGCUCAGGAGGUUACUAAAACCCUACUGUCUUCCCCAUUUUCCAAAGCUUCAGCAUCAAAACAGGAUGGCUUCUUUCUUCAAGAACUCAAAACUAGCAAUCCCCAAAUCAUUCUUCUUCUCCACACAAGCGCAGAAACACAGCCCCCCAUUUCCUUCUUUCAAAGCGGCAAAAUCAGCCAUCAUAUCAGAAAAAAACCCUGAAAAGCUGGCGGAGAUUUUCCAACAGUGUUCCCAUCUGCCCACUUUCCUCCGCCACCGCCCCAUCUACCACCUCUCCAUCCGCAAGCUAGCUCGUGCCAACCGUCUCGACCUGGUCGACCGCCUUCUCCAAACCCAAAAGCUGCAUUCUGAAAAUGCCCCUGCCCUGAAGUCUGAAGGCUUUUGGAUUCGUCUCAUUAUGCUUUACUCAAAUGCAGGGAUGGUCCCUCAAGCACUCCAAACCCUCGAAGAUUUAUGUCAAAACAGGUAUUCUAAUGUAUCUGAAAAAUCCCUUUGUGCUAUUCUUACAGUUUAUCUGAACAAUGGCAUGUUUGAGCAAAUUCAUGAUUGCUUUAAGAGUAUUCCUGUGAAGCUUGGGGUUAAGCCUACUGUUGUAUCACAUAACUUGAUUCUGAAAGCGUUUGUGAAAGAAAAUAAGCUUGAACCUGCACGCGAAUGGGUUGAGAAAAUGGAUGUGAGUACUAAUAUUGAUACUUAUAAUAUAUUGUUAAGCGCUUAUUUGAAGAAUGGGGAUGAUAAUGGAUUUGAUGGGGUUAUGAAGGAGGUUUUGAAGAAAGGUUUAGAGGGCAAUUUGACUACUUAUAACCAUAGGAUUUCGAGGUUGUGUAAGAGUAAGGAAUGUGCUAGGGCUAAGAAGUUGUUGGAUGAGAUGGUUUCGAAAGGGGUGAAGCCGAAUUCAGCUAGUUAUAAUACUAUUAUAGAUGGGUUUUGUAGGAUAGGGGAUUUGGAAUCGGCUAGGAAGGUUUUGGACAAGAUGUUGAGUGAUGGAUUCGUUUUGCCUUGUUCAUUUACUUAUUAUACUUUGAUUAGGAGUAUGGUGAGGGAAGGAGAGUUUGAUUCAGCUUUGGAAAUGAGUAUGGAAAUUAUAAAGAGAAAGUGGGUUCCUCCAUUUGAGGCAAUGGAAGGUCUGGUUAAAGGGUUGGUUGAAAGGUCAAGAUCAGAGGAGGCAAAGCGAGUUGUGGAGAAGAUGAAAAAGAGGCUUAAAGGGGAUGCCCUAGAAUCAUGGGGGAAAAUUGAAGCUGCUCUUCCUCUAUAAACUAUAAAAGCCAUGCAAGGUCUGGUUAAAGGAUUGGUGGUGGAAAUGUCAAGUUCAGGAGAGGCAAAACAAGUUGUUGAGAAAUUGAUAAAUAGCUAGAAAGGAAUGUGUUAGUCUUGGAAAAUGGAAGCUGCUCUUCCUUAAUGGACUAUGGAGAUAAAUUCAAUUAUCACAAGAUAUGAUGAUUUCUUUAUGAUGAAAUGACUAUUAAACUUUCAAUUUAAACAUUUUAAAAUUUUUUUAUGUUGGAUAUAUCUUGUGAUAUUAUGUUUUGAGACAUUUUGGAAGAUGUUCUGAUUGUAGCUGUUUAUUUUCAUUAGCUAGUGAUGUGGCUGCAAUUUUGAUUGAACAUGGAUGAUUGUUAAGUAAGAAUACCGUUGGAAUCUUCUUAUGCUUAUUCCUGCUCUUGGUUUUUUUCGAUUUUUCUUCAUUUGGCACUUGAUCUUUGCCAGAAAUGUAUUCUUUCAGCUACACAGGAGGGUCUGAACAUUCUUCAAAAUUCUGCUCUGCAUUGCUCCCAGUAACUUUUAAUAUAAACUCUUAUUAAAUCCAUUUGUGAUUUCUUUUGCACAUAAACUUUUAUGUUUGAAAUAUCAUAUGAAAAUAUGAUGUUCAUUGAAUCAUUCAAAGUCUAGUUUAUCAAUCAAGGGUAUUUUAGUUAAAAACAGCUAAUCCUUGUCUUUUCAGAGUUUGAUUCAGCUAUCAAUUUUGGUCUUGAUUAAAUUAGUUGUAAUCAAACAGAUUUGAAAUCAAAACUAUUAAAGUGCGUUCAGUUUGGGGAAAUCCACACAUUUUUCUCUGGAAUCUUGAUGGUGUGUAUUUGACUUUCACUUUGUUUAAGGUAAUUUGAUUACAGGAGAAAAUGUCAAAUUCCUAACAAUACCUAAAGUUAUGGAAUAAAAAUUCACCUCUUUCUCUUAUAUUCUAGGAUUUUGAAGGAAAAAGUUGAUUUAUUUUUAAAUUUAACCUAAAUAAAAAAUGAUGAAAUAGUCAUUAUUCUUUUGAAAAACAUGUCUGGAAGUUAUUGAAACUUAAUUGUAGGUUUUUGUACAGAAAAAAAUAUUUUUUUUUAUAUU
Durio zibethinus is the source of this 2478-nucleotide messenger RNA. RefSeq names its product pentatricopeptide repeat-containing protein At1g11630, mitochondrial-like. Gene Ontology annotation, molecular function: protein binding. Gene Ontology annotation, cellular component: chloroplast. Lineage: Eukaryota; Viridiplantae; Streptophyta; Magnoliopsida; Malvales; Malvaceae. The record is from RefSeq and is a predicted model, not a curated record. Gene Ontology annotation, biological process: mitochondria-nucleus signaling pathway; chloroplast-nucleus signaling pathway.